Melozone crissalis (California towhee) is the source of this 297-nucleotide messenger RNA. Its product is annotated as MIEF1 upstream open reading frame protein-like. The coding region runs from base 85 to 297 and encodes 70 amino acids. NCBI's taxonomy places the organism in Eukaryota, Metazoa, Chordata, Aves, Passeriformes, Passerellidae. The record is from RefSeq and is a predicted model, not a curated record. The transcript has a single exon.
CCUCGGGGAGGGAGAAGCCGACCCGGAUCCCGCCGUCGGUCACCCCUCUGCCGGUCGCCCGCCCGCGCCGCACAGCUGUCCCCCAUGGCCGCGUGGUCCCGGGAGGCGGUGCUGACUCUGUACCGGGCUCUGCUGCGCCGCGGCCGCGGCCUGCGCUACACCGACCGGGAUUUCUACCUGGCCUCCAUCCGCCGCGAGUUCCGCCGGAACCAGGGGCUGCAGCGGCUGGAGGACAAGGAAAGGCAGCUGGAGAAGGGGCAGGCUUUCCUGCGGAGCAGCCUCGGGGGCCUGGUUUAG